AUGUCAACAAUUACUAUCCCCCAAGAUAUAGAAAUUGGUGGGUCAACGUACUAUCAAAUUAAUAUAAAACUACCACUCCGAUCAUUCACGAUAAAGAAACGGUACCUGGAAUUCCAGCAAUUGGUGCUGGACUUGAGUCGUAGUCUAGGUAUUGAUAGUCGGGAUUUUCCAUAUGAAUUACCUGGGAAACGGAUCAACUGGCUUAACAAGACCAGUAUUGUUGAGGAGAGAAAAGUGGGACUUGCAGAAUUUCUCAAUAACCUCAUUCAAGACUCAACACUUCAGAAUGAACGAGAAGUGUUGUCGUUUUUGCAAUUGCCGUCUAAUUUUAGAUUCACCAAGGAUAUGUUACAGAAUAAUCGAGCAGACUUGGAUUCUGUGCAAAAUAACUGGUACGAUGUGUAUCGUAAGUUGAAACUGGAUAUACUCAACGAAUCGUCUAGUAGCAUUAGUGAACAGAUACAUAUUCGAGAUCGCAUUAGUCGGGUCUACCAACCACGGAUUCUCGACUUGGUCAGGGCUAUUGGUACAGAUAAAGAAGAGGCCCUAAAGAAGAAGCAGUUGGUUUCCCAAUUACAAGAGAGUAUAGAUAAUUUGUUAGUACAGGAAGUUCCCCGAUCAAAGAGGGUGUUGGGUGGAGCAGUUAAGGAAACGCCAGAGACAUUACCAUUAAACAAUAAAGAACUUCUUCAACACCAAGUACAAAUUCAUCAAAACCAAGACAAAGAACUAGACCAGCUUAGAGUGUUAAUUGCCCGGCAGAAACAGAUUGGCGAGCUAAUUAAUGCAGAAGUAGAGGAACAGAAUGAAAUGUUGGAUAGGUUUAAUGAAGAGGUCGACUACACGUCCAGCAAAAUCAAGCAAGCAAGACGCAGAGCUAAGAAGAUAUUAUAG
Molecule: messenger RNA, 894 nt
Organism: Candida albicans SC5314
Lineage: Eukaryota; Fungi; Ascomycota; Pichiomycetes; Serinales; Debaryomycetaceae
Exons: 1
Coding region: 1-894 (297 amino acids)
Biological process (GO): intracellular protein transport; vesicle fusion
Cellular component (GO): endomembrane system; SNARE complex
Molecular function (GO): SNARE binding; phosphatidylinositol binding; SNAP receptor activity
Source: RefSeq, a predicted model, not a curated record